This is a messenger RNA of Chironomus riparius, 1677 nucleotides long. The record is from the annotation of a GenBank genome assembly. NCBI's taxonomy places the organism in Eukaryota, Metazoa, Arthropoda, Insecta, Diptera, Chironomidae.
AUGUCGAUAGCUGCAAUGAAACUGUGUUCUUCUAUCCUUCAAGAGCACUUUGGAGAAACAGUAAGAAUUGUGGGACAGGACCUAUUUUGUGCUAAAUCCAAGACUUUAGGAGGAAUUUGUACUUCAACAAAAUUGUCAAAAAAACAGGUAGCAGCAAGUCUUGCAAUAUUAGUGCAGUAUCGACUAGUUAGAUUCAAUCCAAUCGAAUCAAAUGAGAAUAUUGCUGAAUAUACAUUACUUUAUGACCGGAUUUUGCUGUUUCUGAGGUAUCCAAGAUACAUGUAUUUUAUUCAGAAAAAGUACGGUAACCCAUCAGCAUUGCUCCUUGAAGACCUUCUAAAAAGCGGUAUGGCUAUAGCACAGUCAAUAAUCGUUCGAGCAUAUGCAGCAUCGGAUGUUAAAAAUACUGAAACAUUAAAGGAACUUAGAGAUUCAUUACUGGAUCUUAUUGGACAGAAAUUCUUUGUAAGAUGCCCAGAAGUAACUGGAGAUGUAGUACCAAAAUUAAAAGUUGAGAUCCCUAAUCUAUUUCUUCCGCCUGAUAUUAAUCUAAAAGAUGUUAAUGAUAUGAUUGAAAAAGGAACUGAUCCAAUGGAUGUUGUUCAAGAGAAAAUCUUCUGGACAGCAAAUUUCGAUCAAUUUCAUCAGGCAUUUCGUGACAAAGUUCUCGUGGACUGCAUUGAAAGGCAAAUCGAUUCAAACGCUGCUGAGUGCUUCCAAUUCAUUCUAUCAUUAAUGUACAAUAAAACUGAUGUUUGGGCAGUAAAGUCGAAUCCGAUCUCGUUGAACGAAAUAAAACAAAUUGUGAAGAAAAAGUCAUCAAAUGCUGAAUUAGUUAAAUAUUUGGAUCAAUAUGUAUCGAUAAUUGAAAAAGAUGAAUGUGGAUUUCUGAAGAAAAAUGAUGACAUUGGAGGCGAAGCUUAUGAUGUAAACAUGAAGGAAGCCUUCAAGCAGAUCGCUUGGUCAAUUAUAGAAAAUGUAAUUACACAAAAGUUUGGAACAAAAGCAGCUAGAAUCUUCAGGGUUGUUCGGACGAAGAAAUAUAUUGAACAAGACGAAAUACAGCGUGAAGCUAUGAUUCCAUCAAAAGAAGCUCGACUUUAUACUUACAAAUUGCUGGAAGAAAAUUAUGUUCAAAUUCAAACGAUUAAAAAAGCUGGAAGUGGAAUGGGUCCAACAAAGAAUUUUUAUCUCUUCUAUGUCAAUCAGCAGCAAAUUGCUCGUGACUUGAUUGAAGCAUGCUAUAAAUCGCUUUAUAAUCUCAAAAUUCGAGUGAAUCUAGAUAAGGAUGCAAAUAAGAGAUUAAUGGAAAAAGCUAUAAGGCUCCAAUUUAUUGUUGAGGCAUUAAAAGAACGAGGCGAAUCUGAGGAGACAAUCCAAGACAUAAAUGAAACAUUAACACCGCCUGAAAAAGAGAUUGUAGAAAAUGCUAAAAUGAGACUUAAUCGCUUAGAAAGUUCCGAGAUUAUGGUUGACGAAAUGAUGUUGAUGCUGUCACUUUAUCUUCAAUAUUACUCACCAGCUGCAAGAUCGUUUUAUACCGGCAAAAUAUUUCUUGAUUAUACUGAAGAUAUUGCUUACGAAACGGAUAAUACAAAGAAACAUUCGCGUUCGACCAAGUCCAUAUUGAAAAGAUUCCAAAAUAGCACGAGUAGUAACGACAGUCAAACAAUAUAG